Linum trigynum is the source of this 2983-nucleotide messenger RNA. The record is from the annotation of a GenBank genome assembly. NCBI's taxonomy places the organism in Eukaryota, Viridiplantae, Streptophyta, Magnoliopsida, Malpighiales, Linaceae.
UCUAGCUCCCACUCCGCGAAUUGGUAAGAUAAAUCCGUCAAGUCAAUUUUGUUAACAAAGAGACUACUGGAAGAACUCGCCUUCCAUCACAUAUUGUCUUCCCUCACAAACACCCCCAUGCUCAAUUUCCACUUGGUCGUUACUCAUUAAUUCAACUGUCGACACACUUCGCCACCAUAAGAGUGCGAGCUUCAUCGCGUGACGAAUACAUGUUGUUGGAGUGCAUUUUAGGAGCUCGAAGGAGGAUAGCAUAAAAUAGCUGAUAGAGAAACAAAUGUAGAUAGUCCGGUCGAGGAAGAAUAUUAUUCAUAUGUAGAUGAGAUUUUAUAUAAUUUAUAAAUAUAUGAACAACAUAAUAAUUUUUUCAUAUAUCCGGGCAAAAGCGGACUAAAACAAUUAGACCAUUAAUCCUCAACCCACUUAAUCGACUGGGCCAACAGGCUAAACCAGGUUGACAACCUUUGAUACUUGAAAUUCAUAUAUUCUAAAAAUUUUGGGUUCCAAUUUUUAUGAUUGAGUCAAAUCGAUCAAUAAUUGUGGACUUUUCAGAGAGUGGUUGAAAUUCAAAAGUCAGUCUUCAAGGUUCUUUCGUGACGGACAAGUUUUUUAGUUUAAUUAUUGUUAGGUCGAAGGAAGAGAAAGCGGGACAGAUGGAGGAUGAGAUUGUGGCUAUUAAUUAUUGGGAGUUGCAGAUGGAGAAGAUAAGCCAUAAAAGGGAUUAAAUUUAAUUUGAUAAUACAUAUAUACUAUACAUUACAAGGGCAUGUGUGAUGUGAAAAAUAAAAGGGAUAGAUUUGAGGAAAAUGGAUAAUAGAGUGACAAUUUAUGCUAUUAACUCCACAUGAAAAGUCAAAGAUUGUAUCGAUAGAGUAGAAUUUAUGGUUUUAUAAUGUUAAUUUUCGUAACUUUUGUACAUGCAUUAAUAUCUAACACUUAACAGCCUCGACUUAUUAUUCAAUCAAGCCUAUACACUAUAUUCUAAUAAUUUAUACAAUAAGCAUUUGUUUUCGUGUUCUUCCAUAAUUGAGAUUUCUAGGCAUAAUAUUUUCGUUAUUCUCUUGAUUUUUUUAUAUACCAUCAAUUCCUACCAUUCUAGAUGACAUAUAUUUUCUUUCAACUCCAACUUCAUAUCCGAUAAUAAAAAGUCCACAAAUUUCUUCUAAAAUAUGAAAAAAAUACACAACAGUAAACUAGGAGGACUUAAAAAAGUACAUAUUAACUCAUUAUCGAUAAUGUCAUAAUCAACAAAUACCAUAAAGAUUAUUAUGAAAUAAUGAAUUAACUAACCUCAACUUAUUUAAAAACAUGAAAAGAUUUAUCAAAAUAAAAUAAAAUUAUCCGACCAACGAAUCAAAUUAAUAUUUUAAAUAUAAUUAUAAAUUAACCAAUGUUACAAAUAUAUUAACCUUAUUUAAGUUGAGUCGAAAUUCGAAAAUGGAAGGAAAGGACGCGCGGUUUGGAGGCCCAGCCAGAAGCACAAACGUUACGAAAAAGAAAAGAGGUCCAAACACGUAUCGUCAACAGUGUAGGAUAUUCAGCGUUGCCUUCCUUCCUCUGCUGCUUCUUUACCAUUCUUUCCCAUCUUCUGCAAUGCAACAAAAUCCCAAAUCCAGAAUUCCCAGAGACUUCAUCUCGCGUCGGUGUCUCUCUAUCUCAUUUCCUCCUCCUCUCUAUUUCUUCAUCAGUUUAACUUUAACCAAAUCAUCUCCUCUUAAUAUCCCUGAAUCGGCCAGUAAUCCCUUGAACCGCCAUGGAUCUAGCGCCGGAGGAGCUCCAAUUCCUCUCAAUACCUGACAUUGUAGGGGAAUCGAUCUCAAUCCCUAAGCAAUCUCCCAAAACCUUCUACCUCACAACCCUAACCCUAAUCUUCCCGCUCUCCUUCGCCAUCCUCGCGCAUACCCUCUUCACCCACCCAAUUAUCUCCCGCCUCGAGAACCAACCCACCGACGAUCCGGCCACCAUCAGCCACGAGUGGACCGUCCUCCUCGUCAUCCUGUUCUGCUACCUGAUCUUCCUCUUCGCCUUCUCCCUCCUCUCCACCGCCGCCGUCGUCUUCACCGUCGCCUCCCUCUACACCUCCAAGCCGGUCUCCUUCUCCUCCACCAUCUCCGCCAUCCCCAAGGUCCUCAAGCGCCUCUUCAUCACCUUCGUCUUCGUCGUCCUCCUCAUGCUCGCCUACAACGUCGUCUUCCUAUUCGUCCUCGUCGUCUUCCUCGUCAACAUCGACACCGAGAACCCUCUCCUCGUCCUCGUGUCCCUCCUCGUCAUCUGCGUCCUCUUCCUCCUAAUCCAUGUCUACAUUACCGCCCUCUUUCACAUGGCCAGCGUCGUCUCCGUUCUGGAGCCCGUUUACGGCUUCUCCGCCUUGAAGAAGAGCUACGAGCUUCUCAAGGGAAAGGCUGGAGCUGCCGGGGUGCUUGUGUUUGUGUAUUUGACCAUCUGUGGAGUGAUUGGGGGCUUUUUUGGCUCCGUGGUGGUUCGUGGCGGAGACAGAUACGGGAUGUUUGUGAGGGUCGCGGUGGGUGGGUUCCUCGUCGGGGUGCUGGUGAUUGUGAAUUUGGUGGGUUUGCUGGUCCAGAGUGUCUUCUACUAUGUCUGCAAGAGCUUCCAUCACGAGGAGAUCGACAAGUUGGCCUUGCAUGAUCAGCUCGGCGGGUAUCUUGGUGAGUACGUGCCUCUGAGGAGCACCAUUCAGCUGGAGACCUUGAAUGGUUGAUGCCGGCGGGGGGCCUUGACAAACAGGUAGACAACAAAAACGUACUGUCAUCUCUGUUUCAAGGCUCUUAUGUAUGUAAUUGGUGUAUAGAAUACGUUGGAGGUUUUUGCUUUCUUUCUCAACAUGAAAAGGGGGGAAAUAGUACAUCGUGCAAUAAGAACUUGGGUUUAAGUAAAUGUUGUAUCUUUGAUGUGCCCACCAUUGCCAAGGAAGCAUUGGUUGUGGUGGUUGUUGUUGUUUGAUGCUUAAUGAACAGCACUAGUAUUU